AUGAAUGAGUUUCGUAGGAACGGUGAUACUCGGCCAGUAGUCUACUUAGAUGAAACCUGGGUUAAUCAAAACCAUACCCGUCGACGUAUUUGGCAAAAUGAAGAAAAUACGGAAGGUUUAAAAGUACCUACGGGUAAAGGCAGUCGCCUCAUCAUAUGCCACGCCGGAUCUCCUUCCUUCGGAUUCAUUAAAGAAUCAAAACUUAUUUUCCAAUGCAAUUCUGGUAACAAAGAUUAUCAUUCUCAAAUGAACGCCACAAUUUUUGAAAAUUGGUUUUCACAAAUGCUACUUAACUUAGAACAGCCGAGUAUUAUUGUUAUGGACAACGCGUCGUAUCACUCUUCGUUGAUCGAGAACUAUCCGAAGUCCAACAGUAGAAAGGCAGAUGUUCAACAGUGGUUACGGGAUAAAAAUAUAGAUGUUUCUCCCGUAGAAACACUUGACGAGUUACGAGAAAAAUACAAUCCAAUAGAAUUAAUUUGGGCCCAAGUUAAAGGCAGAGUGGCUGAAAAAAAUUCAACAUUCAAAAUUGCAGAUGUCGAGACAAUUGUGCAUAAAGAGAUCGAUGCAGUAACUCCGGAAGAUUGGGCCAAAUGUGGAGAAUAUUGCGUCAAGAUUCAGGAGGAGGACUUUGCCAAGGCAGGAUUAAGAGACGAGAUAUUAGAACCAAUAAUAUUGACCAUUAAUCCUGACGAAAGCAGUUCAAGUGAAGAUGAAGACGACAAUGAUGACUAA
Molecule: messenger RNA, 735 nt
Organism: Melanaphis sacchari
Lineage: Eukaryota; Metazoa; Arthropoda; Insecta; Hemiptera; Aphididae
Exons: 2
Coding region: 1-735 (244 amino acids)
Molecular function (GO): nucleic acid binding
Source: RefSeq, a predicted model, not a curated record